Messenger RNA from Lithohypha guttulata, 363 nucleotides. RefSeq lists its product as uncharacterized. The record is from RefSeq and is a predicted model, not a curated record. The transcript has 2 exons. The coding region runs from base 1 to 363 and encodes 120 amino acids. NCBI's taxonomy places the organism in Eukaryota, Fungi, Ascomycota, Eurotiomycetes, Chaetothyriales, Trichomeriaceae.
AUGCCUCGUCUUGCCUUGACUUUUACCCCCCAAGGGUUUCGAGCUGUACCAGCUCGAACAUUCGUAACUGGAGGCCGAAACCUGGCUUCCUCGUCGAGCAAGGACAAAGGUCCACAGAAUUCGACCCCAAGCUGGGAAGGUCGACACGGGGACGACCACGUCCUACAUAGAGAUGACCUCGACGCACAAUCCAAGCCGUCACACCAAGCGAGAAGUGAGAAGGCGCAGGGCGAAUCAGGAAGCGGCGCUAUCAGCGAGAAGGAUGAAAAGAACGCAAACCAGAAGGCAAAAGAAGACCAUCCAGAAGCGCCAGGUCCUGUAAUAGGCAUGAAUUCUGAGCGAGGCAGUAAAGGCCAAACAUGA